GGGCGCCCCGCCCCGCGGACGGACGGCGACUCGUCUGCGUCCUCCGCGUCCUUGUGCGUUUGCCAGCGCCUGGCUGCCCGGCGCUUCCAAGGUUCAGUCUUGCGCGGGGCCCCGAAGCUCGCGGACGUCUCACGAUGAGCCUGACCCACAAACUGCGGGAGGUGAUGGCGGCCAUCAGCGGAGUCCCCGGUUUUGACAAAGUUUUGGAAAAGGUGACGCUGGUUUCGGCGGCUCCUGGGAGGGUGACCUGUGAGCUGAGAGUCGAGGAGGAGCACACCAACAAGCUGGGCACGCUCCACGGGGGGCUGACGGCCACCCUGGUGGACAGCAUCUCGACCAUGGCUCUGCUCUGCACGGAGAGGGCCCUGCCGGGCGUCAGCGUGGACAUGAACAUCACGUACAUGUCACCGGCGAAAAUAGGCGAAGUGGUGGUGAUAACAGCACAGAUCCUGAAGCAAGGGAGGACGCUGGCCUUUGCCUCCGUGGACCUGACCAACAAGACGACCGGGAAGCUGGUGGCUCAGGGCAGGCACACCAAGCACCUGGGGAGCUAGGACACAGGCCUCCACCACCCGGGGGAGUCGAGGGGACGACUGCAUGUACCUGCCUAAUAAAGAGCACGACCGGCAGCAGCCGAGAACUCGUGUUCCAGGGGGGAGCAGAGACCAUGCGGGACAGCGGGCAGGGGCAUCUGUUUUUCUUUAAUUAUAAGCCUCUUCAGUGUUAGCGUUUAACCAUAUGUAUGAUACUGGGGUGAAAAGUUCUUAGCUCAGUGUUUUGAAAACGUAGGCAAAGAAACAAACACCUUAAAACUGACAUCUAAUAUUAAACUAAAGGAGAAACAAA
Messenger RNA from Eptesicus fuscus (big brown bat), 846 nucleotides. It is a transcript of the gene ACOT13, whose product is annotated as acyl-CoA thioesterase 13. The transcript is spliced from 3 exons. Bases 135 to 554 code for a protein of 139 amino acids. Gene Ontology annotation, molecular function: fatty acyl-CoA hydrolase activity. The record is from RefSeq and is a predicted model, not a curated record. NCBI's taxonomy places the organism in Eukaryota, Metazoa, Chordata, Mammalia, Chiroptera, Vespertilionidae.